Molecule: messenger RNA, 1629 nt
Organism: Peromyscus leucopus (white-footed mouse)
Lineage: Eukaryota; Metazoa; Chordata; Mammalia; Rodentia; Cricetidae
Gene: C1ql1
Product: complement C1q like 1
Exons: 2
Coding region: 358-1134 (258 amino acids)
Molecular function (GO): protein binding
Source: RefSeq, a predicted model, not a curated record
CGGCGGAGCGGGUGGGCGGGGCCCAGCGGAGGGGGCGGUGGCCCCAGCCGGAGAAGGCGGGAGGAGCUAGGCGCAAGGCGGGAGGCGGCGGCCGCGGCGUUCAGUUGGGCAGCGCAGCGGGAGGGAAGCACGAGGCCGAAGCCGGUUGCUGGGCUCCGCAGCGCAAGCAGCGCAGCGCGGCGCCCGGGCCCCGGCCCCAUGCCCGCAGCCCCGCCGGACCGCCCUUGAGCGCGGGCAUCGCGCCCGCGCCCCCUACCCGCCGGCACCAUUGCCCCGACGGCGCGGCCGGGUGGCCCGGCUCUCCCCAGGCUCCGCGCCGGCCGGAAAACGCUGCUGGCAGCUGCCGCGGGCGUGGUGAUGCUGCUCGUGCUGGUGGUGCUCAUCCCGGUGCUGGUGAGCUCGGGCGGCCCGGACGGCCACUAUGAGAUGCUGGGCACCUGCCGCAUGGUGUGCGACCCCUACCCCGCGCGGGGCCCCGGCGCCGGCGCGCGGUCCGACGGCGGCGACGCUCUGAGCGAGCAGAGCGGUGCGCCCCCGCCCUCCACGCUGGUGCAGGGCCCCCAGGGGAAGCCGGGCCGCACCGGCAAGCCGGGCCCCCCCGGGCCUCCAGGGGACCGGGGUCCUCCGGGUCCUGUGGGACCGCCCGGAGAGAAGGGUGAGCCAGGCAAGCCUGGCCCUCCUGGCCUGCCGGGUUCAGGAGGCAGCGGCGCCAUCAGCACGGCCACCUAUACCACGGUGCCACGCGUGGCCUUCUACGCCGGCCUCAAGAACCCUCAUGAGGGUUACGAGGUGCUCAAGUUUGACGACGUGGUCACCAACCUAGGCAACAACUACGAUGCGGCCAGCGGCAAGUUUACAUGCAACAUUCCUGGCACCUACUUUUUCACCUACCACGUCCUCAUGCGCGGCGGCGACGGCACCAGUAUGUGGGCGGACCUCUGCAAGAACGGCCAGGUACGGGCCAGCGCCAUUGCCCAGGAUGCAGACCAGAACUACGACUACGCCAGCAACAGCGUGAUCCUGCACCUGGACGCAGGCGAUGAGGUCUUCAUCAAGCUGGAUGGAGGCAAAGCGCACGGGGGCAACAGCAACAAAUACAGCACUUUCUCUGGCUUCAUCAUCUAUUCAGACUGAGCCCCUGCACCCCUUUCCAUCCGUGGCUCUUCAUCCCUGGGGCUCCCCUCUAGGGAGAGGCAAACAAGAACCCAUUCCCUACUCAUUUCCAAAUUGCCUAGCCCAGGCUGCCGACUCUCCCAGGCUGAAUCGCCCCUAGCCCGCCUCCACCACCUAGUCCAGGCCUUUACUUCUUGGAGCGCAAAGCUCCCCGUCGUCCCCCACCCCCACCCCUCCCCACCCGCACGCAGUUCCGGCCGAGGUGGCAGGUUGCCUUCCUGGUCCCAGCCUGCACUGUAUAUGUGUACAAUAGGACUGUUUACUGCCCACCCCCUCCUGCCAGCCAGCCCCAGUCUGGGGGCGGGGGCGGGGAGUUGGCGCGGUUGCUUCCUGAGGGGUGACCCCCCCACCUGGGGGAGGAGCGGGUUAGGGGCUGGAUAACAUCCCAGCACCCACAAAACCCUGGAACAGCUGCAACUGGUCUGACCAAAGCUAUAAUAAAAAACAUUUCCACCC